AUGCUUCGCAGACACAGCGGCAAGUCCAAAUCGGACCUUCAUCGUCGCAAAUCAACGACCUCGGUCCGCAGCGUACACCUCGAGCACAUUGACGCCGCGAUUGCCCAGAGGGACGCCCGGACCGCUGCAAUGGAGGCUUUCUCAAGGGCUCAAGGCCGUCUGUCUGCCGAAAGUUCUCUAUUCCCUCCACAGCCAGCCUCCACGAGCAAGGCAAAUCAAAGUCCUGGUGGGCUGUCCCGUGUCGACAGCACGGCCAGUCUUCGCAGCGAAGACAAAAGGCAAGGCCCGGGACGAAGACAGAGCGUCCGUUUUGUUGGCCCCAACUCCGGUCUUCAAACACGUUCGUCUAGGAUCAGCAUGCGCACAGCUAUACCUGAACCUCCCGAGAUCCCGGUUCAUCGCGCCAUCCACCGAUCCCAGAGCGCUCAGAGCAUCAGCUACAUGCCGCGCUCCGUUCUCCACAACCGCCAGAACUUGCAACUGCCAGAUCGAACUUCGUCUGUUGGAAAAACAAUUGUGACACCACAAACUACAAAGGCUGGGCUGAGUCAGGCCUAUCUUCAGGCUCUAAGUCCUGAUUAUGAGCAAUAUACGCCAGAAGAUGACAUUGCAUCUAUGCCCUCAUCUUAUCGACGUGAGAUGACAGAGGAAGGGGAAAUGCAGCGGCUCUCCAUAAUCAGUGAGAAUGGAUUUCAGGACCCAUCGCUCUCUUUGACUCGUCCGGCCAUCGGACUCCAGACGAUCACAUCUCAAGAAGAGUUGGCAGCUCCAGUAGCUCUUCAGUGCUUGCCGCCCGGGACCACGGUGGACAGCCAACGUGUAUACUCAGCUCUGAUAAAAAAGAUGAAUGAGACGCAACAGCUCGCUGGGAUUGUGGAGCAGCAGCGAAAGUCGAGUGGUUGGUCAGAUCCUUUCCGGACACUAUCACCUUCAAGCAGCAUUGGUAGUGAUGACAGCAGCGAUGCUAAUCAGGCGGGCCUGCCUCGACUACAACUGCCGAACUCAGGCGGCCAAGCCAAGGAAUACUCCGGACACGCACGAAAUGAGUCUGAUAAGGCAGAGCUAUCCAACAAAACUAUUCCCACGGGCGUCAUAGAUGAUCAUCGAAGUCUAUCUCCACCGGUACAGCUUACUCCGAGAGGCGGAGAGUCAGUCGCGAGAACCAUCACAGACCGAAGCUCCGCAUUUUUUGGCAGUCCAACUUCUCACUUGUUCCGCACCACGAGUCCAUUCAGAAGAUCUCUCCAGGAAGCCAUGCGGGCUGAGAGAGGACAAACCUCCUCCCAAGAGCCAAAGGAGGCAACUACUAGUGCGGUGUCAUUGAUCAACAAGUCUGAUGCUUACUCUGAAAGCAAUUACUCUUCAGACACUCUCAUUCACAAGACUGAAAUGAAGCAAGGAUUGCCUAGUGUGCAAGAUUUCAACACGGGUGACUCAAGAGAGGAGACAAGAGUCUUCGAACAUGCCCCAACGUAUCGGCCCACAGGUGAGCGUCAAGUUUCCACAGCAAGCUCAAUCGGAUGGAAGACAUGGCUUUCUGCCGAUAUUGCCAAACUGGAGCAAUCGCCCACGAGAGUCAGCGGGCAGUCACCAGAGGUUGAAUACAGGAUCCCUACAAUGCCCAGGUCGCUUGGCCAUGGGCAUGUCCGAGAAGCUGCUCAACUUGGUAGCUGUGAAGAGGACGAGGACAACGCAAAGCUGAGUGUUCGCAUGCCAACGAAUUCGACAACGCCCCUGAGUGCUAUCGACUCGAAUGUGGUCAAUCUCAGCCCUCAGCAGCGCUCAGUUAUGCGAAUGACAACGCCACCUGCAGCUGACUCCCACACCGAUGAAGUACCUACCUGCUUCGAGGGCAAGACCUCAACGUCGUUCUAUGAGGACGAGGCUCCGCGAAAGUUGCCAAUAGAGCCAUUGCGACCACGGAGAGCGCCCUUUGAGACUGAUGGCUCGGCUCGUAAUCAUAGACCCGCCGCUCAUCCACAAACACCCGUUCGAGGACAUGCUGUCAGACAAUCCAAGUCUCUGGCCGGUCUCAAAAGCAUCAGAAUCAGAGAACCACAAACGGGCUCACCGCAGCCACCGGCCUCUUCCACGAUUCGGCUGAUGAGAAAGUCAGCGAGCAAGCUAGCGCUAAAUUCUGCAUCGUCGGCAUCCAGUCCAGGUUUCACUGGUGCCUUUGAGCGCCAGUUUGGGUCCAUCGGCCACCAUCUGGGCCGCCAGCAGGCAGAAAAGGAGAAUCAAAGUCCUCAUGAGGAUGAUACAGAAAAGCAACAAUCUGCCAAAACCAAGUCCCAAUUCAGGGGCAGCAAGGCGAUGGUGGAUCUCUUCCUCAGCAACCGGAGACGUCAGGGAGCGGUUGGUGAUGCUGACGCAUUUGUUUGA
Molecule: messenger RNA, 2382 nt
Organism: Diaporthe amygdali
Lineage: Eukaryota; Fungi; Ascomycota; Sordariomycetes; Diaporthales; Diaporthaceae
Exons: 2
Coding region: 1-2382 (793 amino acids)
Source: RefSeq, a predicted model, not a curated record